This is a messenger RNA of Loxodonta africana (African savanna elephant), 3035 nucleotides long. It is a transcript of the gene WASF1, whose product is annotated as WASP family member 1. NCBI's taxonomy places the organism in Eukaryota, Metazoa, Chordata, Mammalia, Proboscidea, Elephantidae. Bases 651 to 2330 code for a protein of 559 amino acids. Gene Ontology annotation, molecular function: actin binding; Arp2/3 complex binding; protein kinase A regulatory subunit binding. Gene Ontology annotation, biological process: actin cytoskeleton organization; positive regulation of Arp2/3 complex-mediated actin nucleation. The record is from RefSeq and is a predicted model, not a curated record. Gene Ontology annotation, cellular component: cytoskeleton; SCAR complex; lamellipodium. The transcript is spliced from 9 exons.
AUCGCAGCCGACAUGACGGCAACAGAUCUUCUGCCGAGACCAGGCCCCGGCGGAAGAAGUGGCACGCAGGUCCUGACAGAUUACCAUGGAACACAUUAUUUACCUCGUUUCGCUAAGAAAUCAUUUAUAACAUUUUAAAACAACAAAUUAAUUAUUAGUAUAAUAACCACAGGAGAAAUAAAAAUUUGGAAACACUUAUCUAGAGAAACAGAGACAAUUAAAUAACUUAUAGCUUUCAGGACCUAUUUGACUGACUCGGAGACUACCAGUUCCGAAACACCUUGAGGCCUCGAAGUCCUAACUCCCGGCGUGCCGCGCGGCAGGAAGUGGGAGAAGGUACAAUGGGAAGUGUAGUUUGGAGUGAGGGGGCGGGGCGCGGAGGGCCGGCCUCUCUCGACCCCGCCCCUGAAUAGAUGGUUCAUUCAAUUGGCUAUCAUCUUCCCUCAUUCCCUAGCCAAGCGCUGUUCUCUCCGUCCCCCUCCCCCAAACUGAGGAUAGGGCAAUACCAUACAUCCUCAGGAAAGAGGGGAAUAGCGAUUCUUACCCCCUAGUGAUAGGUGAGUGGGCGGAGGCUGAGUUUCCCACAAGGGCUACACCUGGGCGCUGGAGACUGAAGAGGAACGUGACCUGGCACAGAAGUUGAUCUCAACAUGCCAUUAGUAAAAAGAAACAUCGAUCCAAGGCACUUGUGCCACACAGCACUGCCUAGAGGCAUUAAGAAUGAACUGGAAUGUGUAACCAAUAUUUCCUUGGCAAAUAUAAUUAGACAACUAAGUAGCCUAAGUAAAUAUGCUGAAGAUAUAUUUGGAGAAUUAUUCAAUGAAGCACACAGUUUUUCCUUCAGAGUUAACUCACUACAAGAACGUGUGGAUCGUUUAUCCGUCAGUGUUACACAGCUUGAUCCUAAAGAAGAAGAAUUGUCUUUGCAAGAUAUAACAAUGAGAAAAGCUUUCCGAAGUUCUACAAUUCAAGAUCAGCAGCUUUUCGACCGCAAGACUUUGCCAAUUCCAUUACAGGAGACAUAUGAUGUUUGUGAACAGCCUCCUCCUCUCAAUAUACUCACUCCUUAUAGAGAUGAUGGUAAAGAAGGUUUGAAGUUUUAUACCAAUCCUUCAUAUUUCUUUGAUCUAUGGAAGGAAAAAAUGUUGCAAGAUACAGAGGAUAAGAGGAAGGAAAAAAGGAAACAGAAGCAGAAAAAUCUAGAUCGUCCUCAUGAACCAGAAAAAGUGCCGAGGGCACCUCAUGACAGACGGAGAGAAUGGCAGAAGCUGGCCCAAGGUCCAGAGCUGGCUGAAGACGACGCUAAUCUCUUACAUAAGCAUAUUGAAGUUGCUAAUGGCCCAGCUUCUCAUUUUGAAACAAGACCUCAGACGUAUGUGGAUCAUAUGGAUGGAUCUUAUUCACUUUCUGCCUUGCCGUUUAGUCAGAUGAGUGAGCUUCUGACUAGAGCUGAGGAAAGGGUCUUAGUCAGACCACAUGAACCACCUCCACCUCCACCAGUGCAUGGAGCAGGAGAUGCGAAACCCAUACCCACGUGUAUCAGUUCUGCUACAGGUUUGAUAGAAAAUCGUCCUCAGUCACCAGCUACAGGCAGAACACCUGUGUUUGUGAGCCCCACCCCCCCACCUCCUCCACCUCCUCUUCCAUCUGCCUUGUCAACUUCUUCACUAAGAGCUUCAAUGACUUCAACUCCUCCCCCACCAGUACCUCCCCCACCUCCACCUCCAAGCACUGCCUUGCAAGCUCCAGCAGUACCACCACCUCCAGCUCCUCUUCAGAUUGCCCCUGGAGUUCUUCACCCAGCUCCUCCUCCAAUUGCACCUCCUUUAGUACAGCCCUCUCCUCCAGUAGCUAGAGCUGCCCCAGUAUGUGAGACUGUACCAGUUCAUCCACUCCCACAAGGUGAAGUUCAGGGGCUACCUCCUCCCCCACCACCUCCUCCUCUACCUCCUCCUGGCAUUCGGCCAUCGUCACCUGUCACAGUUGCAGCUCUUGCUCAUCCUCCCUCUGGGCUGCAUCCAACUCCAUCUACUGCUCCGGGUCCCCAUGUUCCAUUAAUGCCUCCAUCUCCUCCAUCGCAAGUUAUACCUGCUUCUGAGCCAAAGCGUCAUCCAUCAACCCUACCUGUAAUCAGUGAUGCCAGGAGUGUACUUCUGGAAGCAAUACGAAAAGGUAUUCAGCUACGCAAAGUAGAAGAACAGCGUGAACAGGAAGCUAAACACGAACGCAUUGAGAAUGAUGUUGCCACCAUCCUGUCUCGCCGUAUUGCUGUGGAGUAUAGUGAUUCAGAAGAUGAUUCAGAGUUUGACGAAGUAGAUUGGCUGGAGUGAGAAAAAUGCAUCAGCAGAUGUUAUAACACUGAAUGCAGAUGUCCUUUGUGGUGCUCGUUCUCUGGAAAUGUUUGGGCAUUCUAGUGUUUGGCUUUAUUUUCCUUAGGAUAAAUAACCCUUUCCUCCAUGGUUUUUGAUUUCUAAGAAAAAUCCUAGCAUACAUCUCAAACUAAAUGUUUUAUAGUGCUUAUCUUAUUUUUUUCGCCAGAAAAGACAGAAUUUGAUCAAAUAAACCACUAAGUAUUAAGCAUGGGCAGCUGUUGUUAGAGUAGCAGAUUCAGUUUUUCGAUAUAUAUUAAUUGUGCACUUUGUGAAUUUUAAUUUAAAGAAAGCAACUGAGAUUGAAUCUGGAGGGCAGCUGUAUCUGUUAAAGAGCCUUAUUACAUUUCCGUGUGUUUUACAAGAAGAAACACUGCCUUGGCUGUAUGAGUACACUCAGAAAGUACAUUUAGCUUGUAGUGUUGAAUUCUCUUAAAGGAAUGCUUGAAUUUUUGUUUAAUUAUUGUUUUAUUGUUUUUAAAUACUUGCCUUAUUUGAAUGUUUAGCAGUGCCCCCUUCCCACUUAUAUAUUGUGUGGUACGAUUUUGCUUGCCUGUAAGAGUUGAAAAUUUUUCCAUGUGAAAUACUCUGACUUAAACAUACAUGUAAUUUCCAUAACUGUUAAGAAUAACGGUCUGAUUUAAUAAAUGGUUCAUUUUAAAAGUU